AUGGGAAGAGGAAAGAAGCUCUUCGACAUAAGGAGUCUCUUUUCACAGAGCACACCUCCUGCGCACGACGAGGAGGAGGACAAGGUGUACAAUGCAAUAGAGGAAAAAAGAAGGAAGUCGAGGGUAAGAGAGCAGCAGAGGAUACUCACCAAUGAGGAGGUGAAGAUGCUUGAGAAGAUGGAUAUCAAGGAGCCCGCUCCCAAGAGUCUUUUCGCUCGGAGAGUGGGAGAAGCGGAUGUGGAUGAGAACGAGUCUGCCUGCGACAACGGUGCAUGGAAAAUACAUGUUCUCCAGACUCUGAUAAGGAAGAACCGCCUGAAUGUGCAUGCAAGAAUCAGACUCAGCAGAAUCGUGGAUGGGGACGAGGGUGUUCGGAUACUGCUUGAGGGCCGGGACAUCAAGGAUGGGGAACUGUGGAGGGAGAUCAUCGACCGAUGCUAUACACCUGACCUCCUUGAUGAGGCGCUGGAGAUUGUGGAUGCAGACGAGGAUUUCUAUAUAAGGCUAUUUGCAAGAGACGGAAGCAUUAGGGUGCUGAGGACUGGCGUUGAAAGGCAUCCGAGAAGCUUUGAGCUCCGGAGGAUGCUGAGCGAGAAUCUGGCAGAUAUCGCUGAGAGGCAGAUGUUCCUGUAUGACUGUGUUCUGGAGACACAGGAGGAGAGGCUGGCAGACAUGUUUGUCAACAGCAGCCCGGAUUACCGACUUACGAUGUCUCUGCAUAAUGCUCUGAAAAGCAAGGGGAUGUGUUCUGACCAAAUCCUGAUCUACCUACUCAGGGGUGAAAACAGCUCUGCAUUGGUUGAGGAUCUGUUCGGCCUUGGACUAGAAAGGACUCUUUAUGUCCUUCGCAAUGGAAGAAAGAGACUUGACCUCCCUAGCCGGAUUCUUGCUAAACCCAAUGUUCUGCGCUAUCUCGAGACGGUCAAGGUGGAGCCAAUGACCGCCCUUUCCUCUGAUCUAUGGUCCCUGUUUGUCUCGAUGAGCAGGCACGGGCUUCACGAUGACGAGACCUUCAUUUCCUGCUACAAUGUUGCAAAACAGCACUUUCUGGAUGGCGAAUUCAUAGACAGGUUUUUUGUGAUGGGGUCUCGGAGGUACUUUGUUGAUCUCAUGAAGGCUAGGGAGUGGUGGAGGUUGUUUAUGACCAGCAAAGACGUCAGAUACUUCCGGAAGGCUGAAAAGACUCUGCAGGGUGGAGCAAAGUACUACGGGAAGGAGAAGAAGAUGUUUGUACUUGCCAGGUCGAAGAUGUACUACAUGUGCGGAGACUACCACAGCAGCUACCUGGCGAUUCCUGGGAAGAUGAAGACGAUCAGAAAGUAUGUGAUACUUGCACAGAUAAACAUGGAAAGGGCCACUGAGGAGCUGAGAGAAGACCUGUUUGACUAUAAGCAUUGGCUGCUGUAUGCGGAGCUGGCUGAAAGGAGGGGAAUGGAUGCCUGCAGAAUAUACGAGGAGUGCAUGGAGAGAUAUCCUGGGAAUGCCAAGGUCGGAAUUGGAUAUCUGAGGUAUCUGAAGAGGCUAGACAUGGAAAAGGCGCUGGAGCUAAGCAACAGACUUGUGAAGGCGUUUGGAACUGAAGAGUGGGUGUGGUUUGAAAGGUUUGUGAUAUCCAGGAAGCUGGGGAGGGUCUCUCUGCCUGUCCUCUACAACUCGAGAAAGCAUGUAAGGUCUGAGCUGAUUGACUCUGAGAUAAGAUACUAUGAGAACAAGGAUGUCCCCGAAGGAAACAGGUACUCUGGGUACUAUGCGUACAAGAAAGUAAAGAUCAGGGAAUGCAAUGGGAAUGGGAUGUGCAAGGACUGCAUCACCUCGAUGAAGGGAUACUAUAGGGAAAGGAUAUUGAGGAACCAGGACGAUGGAGACAACUAUAUAUUGUACUACUGUGUUAGCGGGGAAGUUGGUCCUGAGCUUAGAAGGAUGGUUGAGUUUUUUGAUCCUCGGGGAGGAGACUACUGGGCCAGGAUCAGAAAUGUUGUGGACAUUGGAGAUAAGCUUGCAGCAGGGUCCCUGAUGAUGAACUUUGACCUUCUGGGAUAG
Messenger RNA from Encephalitozoon cuniculi GB-M1, 2040 nucleotides. RefSeq lists its product as uncharacterized. The transcript has a single exon. The record is from RefSeq and is marked provisional. The coding region runs from base 1 to 2040 and encodes 679 amino acids. Lineage: Eukaryota; Fungi; Microsporidia; Unikaryonidae.